Periconia digitata is the source of this 2348-nucleotide messenger RNA. NCBI's taxonomy places the organism in Eukaryota, Fungi, Ascomycota, Dothideomycetes, Pleosporales, Periconiaceae. The record is from the annotation of a GenBank genome assembly.
GCUUUCUCCGACACUUCAUUAUGUCAAACCCCGGGUUUUCACCUCCUGGCGGCAGUGCUUAUUCGUCUGAUACUCUAUACGUGGGGGAUGGGACGUGGGAUUCACAAAGGAACACCUUCCUGCUCCCCAACUUACAAGGACUUAAUCUUGCGACUACCCAAUACAAUGGUAUGGGCAACCGUUUUCGCGGGAUGGCUGGAUAUCGAGGUCUCAUCCUAGGUCACGGUAUCCUUGCUGCAAUAACAUUCCUCGCUAUCGUGCCGGCCGCCAUCUUCCUCGCACGUUUCUACCACCGGAACCCUAGGCUGGCUCUGCGCCUCCACAUCUGGCUACAAAUUCUAACCGUGUUACUCUCAACCGCCCUCUUUGUGCUCGGAUUCCAAGCAGUAGGCCUCAGGAGAUCACUGUCCAACCCACACCAUGGAAUUGGUGUCGCCCUUUAUACUUUGGUAAUGGUGCAAGCCAUUGGAGGAUGUCUUAUUCAUAGGAUAGAGAAAGGCAAAGAGCGAUAUAAACUUCCUCUGAAACUGAUGCUCCAUCAAUGGAUAGGCCGAUUGAGUGCGGUUCUGGGGAUCAUCCAAGUCGCUCUUGGAUUAACUCUGUAUGGCUCACCAAAGAUACUCUUCAUCCUUUAUGCGUUGUGGGGUUUCGUCCUCUUAAUCGCAUACUUCAUUCUUUCCUACAUCAACCAACCGUCCGUGGCUUUCGACGACGACCGCGGUACAUACAUAUCCGAGCGCACCGAUACUACUCGUCGGAGUCGAAGUCAUCGCGGAGGUAGCGGUCUCGGGGCAAUAGCAACUGCAGGUGCUGCGGGUGCCGGAUUGGCUGCUCUCCGAAGGCGAUCUCGAUCACGUAGCGGUAGCCGAAGAAGACCUAGUGGCGGGAGGCACGACGCCAUGAGCUCCCAUUACAGUUCACACCUCAGCGAUUCUUACGUGGAUGAAAAGCACAGACACGGCCAGAAGCAACACACCUGGAGAGAUCGGCUUCUUGGGGCUGGAGCAGCUGCUGGGGGGAUUCUGGCUUUGAAGUCUCUUUUUGGUGGUGGCAAGAAAAAACACGCGGUUACCGAGACGGGAAGUGACGUGAGCUACAGCCGUCCUAUUGGGCAGUCCGAGGUUACUCAGACGGAUUUGAGCAGACUAGAAGAGGGGAGAGCUCCUGCUUCGCCCGGGCGAGAUCAUUGGCGCCGCGUCGAAGAAAGGGAGGCUGCACAAGCUGCCGCCAUGGGCGCAAGUCCGUUACGGCAAGGUCACCGACCAACGCGAAGUGCUGCUUCCAUGGAUUCUUUCGAUAGCCGUACCAGCAUUAGCGACGAGUAUGCUGCCAGGCCAAAAGAGUCACAUGGCCUGCGCAAUGGCAUCGCGGCGAUGGGUGUACUUGGCUACCUCAAGUACUCGUUGGGCAGGAAGAAAAAAGAAGAUGAACAUGUUGCGGCUAUGAAGCAGCAAGACAUCGAGGAAGAGCGCAUUGCGCGUCAGAACAGUGCGAGGCGCAAGUACACUGGAGACGGCUUCCCUCCUCGACGAGCUCAUGCUCCAUCCACAAUUCUUUCCGAAAGCGAUAUCUCUACGGCAAUGACUCCAGCUCCAGCGCGACCCCACCAUCCCAGAAGCACAACCGACCUCACACAGUCUCACAUGGCAGCAGGUCCUUCGGUCCGCCCGGUGCGACCCUCGGGCGAUGCACACGGCGUUCUUUCGGACUCUGGGUCCGAAGCUUAUGUUUCAGGGGGUGGUGGUCGACAUCGUCGGCAUCGCAAUGCGGGUAGUGGAGCACUAGCUGCGGGUGCAGCCGCAGGCGCCAUGUCUACCGGAUCACCGUCCCGAAGAGAUCACAGCCAGCGACGCAGUAGCAAAGAUGACAGCUCUGCAUCUCGGCCCGUCUCAGUCAAAGUGAAGAUGCACAACGAUGGACGACAUGUGACGUUGAGGAGACUAAACGAGGAAGAAGCGGCUGCAGAACGAGAAGCGAGGAAGAAGGAGCGACAUAAGCCCAGGACUGGUAGCAUGAGCUCUCUUGGGAACUCGGAGAACAGAGAGCGUUGGCGAAGAACAGAGGCCAUGGAAGCAGCUCAGGCUCAAGAAAUGUCUCAACAGGCGCCGACUCCGAUACCGAUGCCUGAACCAGUCAUUCCCCCAGGGUCUGGCGCUCCAGCGGGACAACAUACACCUCUCCCGCCGCCUCCCCCGAUUCCAGCAGCAGCAGGGAGUGUAUUAAGCAGCCCGUACGGUGGUGGCACAGAAACAGAUGUCAGCAAUUUUGAUUCAAACCGGAGGAGACGCAGAGCGGAGCGAGCCCAGGCCAAAGCGGCCAAAGGCGGCAAGAGCGUUGAUUUUCAAUGA